Molecule: messenger RNA, 186 nt
Organism: Didymosphaeria variabile
Lineage: Eukaryota; Fungi; Ascomycota; Dothideomycetes; Pleosporales; Didymosphaeriaceae
Exons: 3
Coding region: 1-186 (61 amino acids)
Source: RefSeq, a predicted model, not a curated record
AUGCGGAUCUUUGGAAAGCGAAGCACACCGAAGAAGAAGUCGACCUUGGAUGGCAGUCUGUUCGAGACUCAGGGGACUCAGAUUACGAAGACCGUGGACACAAGGAUAACGUCGGCCCAAUUGGAUGACGAGGUGCGCCUUGUGGAGCUGCAGACGAACGGCAAGCAUUUGGCACCGAGCGCAUGA